Messenger RNA from Haemonchus placei, 432 nucleotides. NCBI's taxonomy places the organism in Eukaryota, Metazoa, Nematoda, Chromadorea, Rhabditida, Trichostrongylidae. The record is from the annotation of a GenBank genome assembly.
AUGGCGGAGGACCACAACUGGGAUGCUGAUGAAAGAAGAAGUCGCUGGUUGCGAGAUUUGUUGGGAAAGAGUGAAGAUGAAUCAAUCACGCCAGAAGUACAGGUUGCUGCAAUUCGUGCGCUUAUUAUGGAAUGCCAAAAAAGAGGAGUGGAACAAGUCUUGAAACGUACACGGAAACCACUGAAACGGUGGAAGCACAUCGCUUGGGUCGUUGGCAUCCUUAAGAUUGUAUGUGCCGUCGUAAUUACAAUCAAAGUAGUGAGAAUUCGAUAUGACUACAGCCUGAUUAUCACAAACUCCUUAGACAGUCUCAUUCUGAAAAUGAUUACUCACUGUUACAGUGUUUACCAGGUAUUGUUCAAGUUAACCGACGAUUCUCCGCGCGCACUUCGCGUGCAUAUCAUGCAUGGAACGCGUCUUGUUGCUGCGUGA